GAGCGAAUAAUGUAUAUUGUAACAUGUUAAUGUACCAUUCAUUCAAAUGACAUCUUAAAACGAACUCAACUUAAGCAGUCGUAGUACUUAUCAAGCAUAAUGUGCCAUUGGCAAGUUGAAGUUGCUGACACGUCUCAUGUCAAUUUUUUAGGGAGCAAUUACGUGCAUAUAUGAUAAGAUUAUUUAUUUGGUAAUGCUUUACAGGUGGAUAUGAGGGGUUACCUGAAAACAACGGGGUGGGUAUUUAAACUCCAGGCCGAAACCACUACAGUGGGAACACAUAGGGAUUGCGAUUUAUGUUUACAGAAUGGAGGAGUUGAGGAGCAUCACGCCCUGAUCGAAUGGAGCAAAUCAGUGCCAUGCUUUGUGCUGAGUGACCUGAACUCUGCCCAUGGUACAUAUGUCAACAACUGUCGUAUCCACAAUGCAGCCGUGCGUCUAACCCCAGGCGAUGAACUGCACUUUGGCUAUGGAGGCUCCACCUACCAGCUAGCUGUGGAAAGCCCAUCUAUGCUCCCCUGCCCUCCCAAGAGCAUCUGGACAGCCAGUCAGAACUCUCUGCAGCUGAUAGAAGAGCCCCCCCUUGCCCAGUCUCCCUCCUCCCCCACCUCCCAGCUCCCUCUCCUACCUGGCAAUACUUCUGCCCCUGUUGCGUGGGUAUGGGGACAAUCAUCUGUCACCCCUCAUCCCCCUAGCCGGGCUCGACCAGCCAGUGCUGGGACCAAACGGACUGGGCAGAGCAUCCCCUCCGAACAACAAGGGACAACCUCACGAAGUUGGACUGGACACACAGGAAGCGGGGCCCCUCAGAGAACCGAAGCAAUAGCAUCUGAAAGUUCUCAGACCAUGCAGCACCUCUUACAGGAGAAGGAGGAGAGGCUGCUGCGGAUAGGAGACGAGAUCAGCAGGCUGGCUGUGUUUGAGAGUGAGUCCCAGAGGAAGGACAGGGUGAUUGCAGGGCUGAGGGAUGAGGUGUCAGCUCUGAGACACCAGCUGACCCAGAGCCAGCAGACCGACCAGGAGAUCAAACACAGGCUGCUCAGUCUGGAGAGGGACAUCAAUGACAAGAGGGAGCAGAUCCAAAGGAUGAAGGAGCAGAUGGUAGAGCUGCAGAGGGGCUCCAGUGAGGUGUUUAGGCAUUCUGUCACCGAGCGAGACCUAAAGAUUUCCAACCUAAGAGGUCAGAUGGAGAGACUGAAGAGGGAAAGCAGCACUGCCUCAGGUCUGGUAAGAAGCUUACAGAGAGACCUGAGUUCGAGGGAGAAGCAGGCUCUGAAACUGGCAUCUGAGGUGGACAGACUCCGGCAGGACAUCCGACACAAGGACAUCCAACUGGGGGCUACUGCCACCAAGUUCUCCAAAAUGAGCAAGAAGCACCAGGAGGAGUUACUCAACCAUGAAAAUGAGUUGAUGACACUGAAGAAGAGCGUUGAGAGGCUGGAGGUUGCUUUGAGGGAUAAGCAGAGGCUCCUGGAGCUCCAAACAACAGAGAGGGACUUGCUAAAAAACAGACUGGAGAAGAAGAUUGGGGAGCAAGCUUCUAUGUUCGCGGAGUCUGAGGCAGAGAGGCACACACAACAAAAGAAGAGCAAAGCUGAGCUGGAUCUGGUGCAGGCACAGAUUGAGCACCUUCGUGACCAGCUGCUGAUGAUGUUACCCACUGAACCCUCUGACUCCACUUCCCAUGAUGCCUUGUCAGACCAGCAGGUAUUAGAGCAGGUGGCAGAGCUGCUAGGAGAGAGAGAGAGCCUGAUGAGUAAAUUAGAGGAGCUGGAAGGACAACUGAAGGAGCUCAUGACUGAACAGGAGGGGGCAGCAGAGGACACAGAGAGACUGAAGAGUAGGCUGGAGACCUGUCAGGAGGCAUGCUCGGCAAAUGCACUGGAAAAGGCCAUGACCUCACUACAGGAGGAGAGUGUGUCUCCAGCUCUGGCCUGGGUCAAGGCUUCAGUCCUCUCCAUAAUGGCUACCCAGCUCCCACUGCUUCAGAGUGCCACCCAGGCACUACUGGAAGCUGGGAUAGAUGCUUCACAUCUCACUGAAGGAGUCCUGAGUGGCAUCAGAACCCUGGUCAAUGAGCAUCAGGGUUACACAGUGGAGCUUCAGCGUUUGAAGGUAGACCUGGAGGAGCUCCAGGAGAGAGAAGCAAAGUCCAGAGAGCUGCAGGAGCUUCUGAGCAUUACCAGAGAGGAGCUGGUGCAGCAGAGACAGCAGAUGACUGUGGCACAGCAUGAAGAAGAGGCCAGGAAGAAGGAGUUGGAGGAGCUAAAGGAGGAGUUGGAGGCACUCAGACAAGCCCAGACUAAACUGCAGCAGGAGGCACAGACCCAGGAGGCCGAGUGGUGCACCAGGCUGGAGGAGGCAGGCAGGAGGGAGGAGGAGUGGCAGGAUAAGGUGAAGGAGGAGGAGAAGGAGCGCUACAGGGUCUGGGAGGCCGAGUACAGGGAGCAGGUGCGGCAGCAACACACCAUCGUGGCCCUGGAGCAGCGCUGUGUCCAGAGCAGACAGAGAGCCCAGGAGCUGGAGGAGGAGAGGGAAGCGCUGAUUGGACAGCUGAGAGCGUUGGAGGGGAAUCUGGAGAGUAGUAGGCCUGUGAUGAGUACCAGUCCCCUGGAGACACAGACUAAACAGGCCUCAGAGGUAGCAGCCCUGGAGGGUAAUAUCACUUCACUCAGGGCAGACUUGGCCCAGUCUCAGCUGGAAACAUGUAGCCAGGGUGACCUCAUCGUGGCUUUGAGUCGUGACUUGGCUGCAGCCAAUGCCAGGAUAACAGACAUGACAGGGGAGCUCAGUGAGCAGCAGAAACUACAGUUGGAGCAGCUUAAGGCUCUGGUCGUCGAUCAGAGGGUCCAACUGAGCACUCUCACUCAGAAGCUAAUGCUGAUGUCACAACUCGUGGAGCAGAAAGGGGAGGAGCUUGAGAAAGUGAGGGAUGAAUUGAGGAUUUGUCAGGUGGACCUGGAGAAGAGUCUCAGGGCAGAGAGAGAGAUGAAGGAACAGAGGACAAACCCUGAGCAGACCCAGCCUGUCCACUACUCUGUUGUCUCCUGCAUACCACCACACACAAAGAGUGCCUGGCCACUCCAUGGAGCAUUGGGGGAGGAGACCCUGGAGCGCACAGCCAGACUGGACCUAUCAGACGCCCUGGACCUCAGCGAGAGGACAUACCUGGAUCUGGCACGGGCGCUGUGCGAGGCUCUGGAGUUGAGCGAGGGCCAGCUGCAGGGGUGUGUGUCCCUGCAGCACCUGCCCCAGGAGGAGAGGGCCAGUCUGGCUUCUUUGCGUCACGCAGACCUGGAGCUGCUCCGGAGCUGCAUGGCCCUACAGCACAGCCAGGCCCAGCGAAGUGAAACCCUACUGCAGCAGCAGCAUAGAGAAAUGACUACUCUCAGGGAGAGCCAGGCGGCGGGCCAGCAACUCCAGUCCAGGCUGGAUAUGCUGAGGACCGAGCUGGAGACGGAGAGCCAAGAGAGCUGCCUGCUCCGCGAGGCCUUGCGCCACACCCAGAGUCGUCUGGAACAUGAGAUAGACCUAAACACCAGGGCCGUAAAGAGCCGUAAGGCAGUGAGUGUGGAGAAAGUCCAGAGGAGGAGUGGGAAGACAGCCUCUCACAGCUGUGUCCUCACUGAGGCCGGCGACAAGGCGACAGCGAAGACAUCCAGCCUGCUGGAGAGGCUGAAGAAGAGAGAGUACGAGAUGGAGACCCUGAAGAGGCAGCUGGGGAAGAAGGAGUUUGGCAAGAUGGCCUCCAAGCUGGAGCUGGCCAUUGUACAGCAGCAGCCUCAACAGGCCCCACCACUGACAGAGCCCUCCUAAUGUACUGUAAUCCUGCCCUACACUGGAGUGACUGGACACCAGGGGCAAGGAGACCGGCUCAAGGGUCCUUUUGACUUGAACAGCGGAGGACACUCAUUACUACGAGACUAGUGAACACUGCUAGUGUGCGUCACACCAUAGAAUUAGAAAUAUAGCACAGCAGGUCUACUAGAACUCACCGUCCCAUUCAAGUCAGCGUCAGUCUAUUUCAUUGCUUCACGCGUACUGUACCGCUGCUUCUGGCCAUGAGGACGUUUCUGCUGGUGGCUGUAUACUCCCACACAUCAGAGCCAUUCGUUCUAUAUACUGUAUAGCUUUGCACCACAUCGUAAUGAGUGAAUGCCCCUAUAGAGAUGAUGGAAUAGUCAAUGCAUGAGCAUGUGGGUGCUAAUGAUGUGUGUUUCAAAGGCAGCUUUUCUCAGCUUCCCUCUGAGCUUUGAAUGUAAAAAGUCUGUCGGGCUAUCUGCCACAGCUAUAUUAUUUUAGCCGGAACACUUCACCGCUCUUGUUCAUCCAUUCACCACGGAAAAUGAGGCCGUCUUUAUGCACGACAAUACAAAUGCGUUCUUCUGCAGACAUUUCUGCCGAUACAGUAUAAUAUUUUGGUUGACACGUCAUUGCGAUAUCUCAGCAAUAAAAAAAAAUGGCCAAGGCGUCCAUUUGAGCGGCUAUUUCGGGAGUGUGAGUGCUAAUGACAGGAAUAUGCCCCUGAACCGCAGAUACAAAGAAAAAAGGAGUCUGUUAUUCCUCCUAUCUGCAGUAGACCUCCUCCCCCACACCCGCCCUCCUCGCCAUGCCUCGAGGAUGUUGUCGUCCGUUAUCGCAGUGGGCAGAGAGAAAAGCUGAUUCAUUUAUUCAUCAUCAGAGCCUUUUCUUGCUCACAGCAGCACACACCGUCACAGUCACGUGAGCAUAGGAUGAGAGAGAGUGGUUUGUGUGUAUAGGUGCGUAUGUGUAUGUGGGAAGGUGUGAAAGGGUCAAGCGUGAGCGAGCAUGCGCAUCAGUGUGUUGUUUUGAGUGCGUGUUUGUGACGUGUGGCAGUGUUCAUGACGUGUGUGAGUGAGUAGGCCUAUGUGUGAGUCUCUCUCGGUUUGUGCAUGUGAUUGUGUAUGUGUGCAUGUGCAAAAUCUAUUAUUCAGGAUAUUAAUCCUCCAUUGUUCUACAUAAAGCAGAUGCCACAGAUAAUAGAGCCAGUACAUGGUUUGGUUUCUCUCUCUAUUAAGACUGUAAAAACACCAGCAAAUCAGCUCAAAGUCAUUUUAAUUUUGGAAAUCUGUUCCAAAGUAAUCUCACGCAUAAUGGAGAAAUAUAUGUGAUCGUAUACAAAUAUAGGUUUGAAAUGAUUAUAUGCUUUUGUGAAAUAUGAUAUCUGUUUGGGGGUUUUUGCGAUCAAUUUGCAGUCUACAAAUUAUUUCUAUUAUUAUUUCAAAUUAUUAUGUUCCGGGCCUCUGACCGUCUGCUCGAGAAAAUAUUGUCCCGCAGCUGAAUCUAGUUGAUGAUCCCUGUCGUAAGAGAUAAUGAGGGCUACUCCUAAAAAAGCUUCUUGUCUUCCUCGCUCACUGACCCAGAUUUGGUAUUUUAGUGCAUACAAGCAGAUGGUACAAUUUUUUUUGAUGGUACAAUGUUUCUUUGUUGCCUCCAGGCAAAAGGCUGCAUCAGUCUGUCAUCAUUGCUCCUCUCUGAUGUUUGCUAUGGUCUACCUACCUCUAUGGCCAUGUGCAUCAGUAUAACUUCACCCCAAUGCAUUACUACUUGUUUCGGUGUCUUUCAGACAUGUUUGUCACUCUAUGCACUUUUGUUUUUAUUGUCUGGACCAUCACAGACAAACCACUGAUUCAUCUCCAGACGCCAUUAUAGUUUGUCUGCUUUCAUUAAUCAGGAUCAAUUAUGUCUGUUUUUAACAUGAGCAUGUCACUCACUGGCAUUGGUAUGCCUUUGAUUUCAGCUGGCACACAGCGCUGUGUUGAGUUGUUGCUAAUUAUAUGUGUUGACCUCAGCAAUUACUGCUCCUCCUCAGUCAGCCCCUUCUGAGUGGACACAACCAGCUAAUUGGCACUGUGCAUAUUCCAGCGUGUUCCUUAAAGGCACAAUCUGGGAUAUUUCCUGUUGUUCAAUGGUAAAAUCAAUUCAUGAUCUUGUUCUUGAGGAAUAUAACUUAAACAUUUUAUGGCCUGUUUAGUCCUUACAUUCGUAACUGCGCCGAUGAAGUUGGCAGUGGUUGCAUUUCUCCAGCUCCCAUCCCUCAGCUCAGUCACAAUGCUACUGUUUGGGCUGAAACUUAACACCAGAUUUUGGCUUUCAUCUUUUUAUAAUCAGCAGAGUGCCCCUGGUUUGCACCAUUGCCUUCGCAAACAGCUAGCUCAGCUCAUCUUCCAUUAGCAAUGCUGAGUCAAGCUUGACCUCUCCUCACUGGUCAUUUACUUAAAGACUAUUCUGUUUUGUUUUAUUAUAAUGUAGGCUAUCUGUGUUGAGAUUCAUUCACACAGAGUUUGUAAAAGCAUUGAGGUUCAGUUGACCUACAUCUGACAGUAUAAAUAAGUAUAAAGUAUACAUAUGACAGUAUUUUCUGAUAAGCAGCCACUUCAACAAUAUAUUAUUACACCGAACAAAAAUAUACAUGCAACAUGUAAAGUGUUGGUCCCAUGUUUCAUGAGCUGAAAUAAAAUGUAUUUGUUUACAUCCCUGUUAGUGACAAUUUCCCCUUUGCCAAGAUAAUCCAUCCACCUGACAGGUAUGGCAUAUCAAGAAGCUGCCACAGAUUCCGCAAGUUUUGAGGGAGCGUGCAAUUGUCAUGUUGACUGCAGGAAUGUCCAUCAGAGCUGUUGCCAGAGAAUUGAAUGUUAAUUUCUCUACCAUAAGCCGCAUCCAACAUCAUUUUAGAGAAUUUGGCAGUACGUCCCGCCAGCCUCGCAACCACGGACCACGUGUGACCACUCUAGCCCAGGACCUCCACAUCUGGCUUCUUCACCUUUGGGAUUGUCUGAGACCAGCCACCCGGACAGCUAAUGAAACUGGAUUUGCACAACCAAAGAAUUUCUGCACAAACUGUCAGAAACUGUCUCAGGGAAGCUCACCUGUGUGCUCAUUGUCCUCACCAGGGACAGCAGUUUGGCGUCGUAACUGACUUCAGUGGGAAAAUGCUCACCUUCGAUGGCCACUGGCACGCUAGAAAAGUGUGCUCUUCACGGAUGAAUCGCAGUUUCAACUGUACUGGGCAGAUGGCAGACAGCGUGUCGUGUGGGCGAGCGAUUUGCUGAUGUCAACGAUGUGAACAGAGAGCCCCAUGGUGGCGGUGGGGUUAUGGUAUGGGCAGGCAUAAACUACGGGCAACGAACACAAUUGCAUUUUAGCGAUGGCGAUAUGAAUGCACAGAGAUACCGUGACGAGAUCCUGAGGCCUAUUGUCGUGCCAUUCGUCCGAUGCCAUCACCACAUGUUUUAGCAUGAUAAUGCAUGGCCCCAUGUCGCAAGAAUCGGUAUCAGAAUUCCUGGAAGCUGAAAAUGUCCCAGUUCUUCCAUGACUUGCAUACUCACCAGACAUGUCAACCAUUGCGCGUGUAUGAAGGCAUGUUCCAGUUAACGCCAAUAUCCAGCAACUUCGCACAGCAUUGAAGACAAGUGGGGAAACAUUCCAAAGGCCAAAAUCAACAGCCAGAUCAACUCUAUGCUAAGGGGACAUCUGCUGCUUGAGGCAAAUGGUGAUCACCCCAGAUACUGACUGGUUUUCUGAUCCACGCCCCUAUCUUUAAAAAAAAAAGUAUCUAUGACCAACAGAUGCAUAUUUGUAUUCCGUCAUGUGAAAUCCAUAAAUUAGAGCCUAAUUUAUUUAUUUCAAUUGACUGAUUUCCUUAUAUGAACUGUAACUCAGUAAGACCUUUGAAAUGAUUUAAUGUUGCAUUUAUAUAUUUGUUCAGUGUAAAAAGGUACAACAUUUAACCCCUCCCAUCACAAAAAGGUUCCGGUUUGAACAUUUACACAGGUAUUCCUCAAAUAACCUUUUUGAAUCGGAAAGGUUGCCUCUGUGUGGCAAUUUUUAGAACCCCAAAAUGUUCUUCCAGGCUUCUUUACUUCUAAGAGUGUAAUGUACUCUGCAGAAAAGAAUCUCCUACAUUCAUUUGUUUCAACAUGUUGCUCCUCUGUGCCUUGAUAUUAUUGAUUUUGGGGAGUGCCAGUGCAGUGUUGUUGGACAUAAGGAAUGGAAAAGACGAAAGAUAUAGGAACAUGCACAGCCUGUUGUGUUCAUUAAUCACUGUGUCUAGUUUUUACUUUACUGUUUGAAAUAAAAUAAUGUUUGUUAUUGCACUGGGUCAUGGAGAAUACAGUAUGCAUACUAGAUUUGCUUGUGGUACUUGGAUCCAUUUUUUAAUUCAGUUGAUUUAUGAUUAUCGUUUUUCCAUUUAGUAUCACUAUUAUUAUUGCAAUGUAUUGAUAGUAUUCAUCCCUGUUUGCUUAAUCAGUACUUAUACUUGUUUGUUCAUCUAUUUGUGGUGCACUUAGAGAUGAUUUAAAUGACAAUCACUGUUAUUUGAUUAAAUAUGUUAUAUAAGCUGUUA
Molecule: messenger RNA, 8368 nt
Organism: Oncorhynchus nerka (sockeye salmon)
Lineage: Eukaryota; Metazoa; Chordata; Actinopteri; Salmoniformes; Salmonidae
Gene: fhad1
Product: forkhead-associated (FHA) phosphopeptide binding domain 1
Molecular function (GO): protein binding
Source: RefSeq, a predicted model, not a curated record